Megalobrama amblycephala (Wuchang bream) is the source of this 4054-nucleotide messenger RNA. Its product is annotated as calcium-activated chloride channel regulator 4A-like. The coding region runs from base 1077 to 3782 and encodes 901 amino acids. The record is from RefSeq and is a predicted model, not a curated record. The transcript is spliced from 14 exons. Lineage: Eukaryota; Metazoa; Chordata; Actinopteri; Cypriniformes; Xenocyprididae.
GUCUUCACUAAUGGUCAAUCAUCACUCAAAUAAACACUUAUUUAUCUCAUUAAUGCUUCAGUGGGUGGAAUAAAAAUAUGGCAGGACUUUUACUCUCUGACCCCCUCUAACCCACCUCUGCAAUAUUCAAUAUACUCUGUUAAUUCUCAAUAAGAUUUCUUUUGUAGAAAUAAAGUUAAUCUGGUCAGUAAUAAGUGUAAUAAUGUGUAAUGGCUGGAAGACAGUUGUAGUUCUGCUCGUAGUUGUAGUUUCUGCUCGUAUUUUUUCCGUUCUUGUUCCUCUUUUCAGUUGUUCUGCUUGUUAACAGCAGGUGUUCAUCAUUAAUGCUCAAUCAUCACUUAAAUAUAAACUUAAUUAUCUCACUGUAACACAGCGUCAAUGUUACUUUUACUCUGUAGUGUGGACACUAGAGGAUGUCCCUAUGGGGUUGAAAGGGUUAAAGGUGUAAGGUAAAAAGACACACCCACAAAAUGUAAUUUAACAGUUACAAACUCUUAAUUAAAAAACAGUUAUGUACUGGCAACACUGUUGCCAGUAGUUUACUGUGAAAUUGAGUUUUGUGGGUCACCAUUGUGCUCAAGAGUAGAGCCUGUGCCUAGGUUCAGGAGAAGAUCGAGAGACAUUGGUAAUAUGCUGCAUGUUGUUUUAUUUAACAGGUGGUGACUGUGUAGUUGUUGGUGCAGUGAAAAUCUUUUUGUUUAAAAUGUUUGUAUUGAACCUUAAAGAAAUAAGUUUGUAGUAAUUAUAUGCUCAUAUUAUUAACAUAUAAUAAAAAUUAGUUUGUAAACAUGAAUGGCACUCUGACAAUUUGAGGCAGUUGGUUUCUGCAAAAGAAAUGAGGUAACAUGAGUUUUAAUUUAGUACAUGGUAUAUUUACAGUAACAUACUGUAGAUUACGGUAAAUUUACGGUAUUUUACUGUAAAAAAGCCCGGCAAGGUCUAACAGUGUAUGUAUUGAAGCAGCAGUGGAUUCCAGAAUCCACCCCUUCACCUCUUCUCUCUGACUCCUCAAGAUCAUUUGUGAAAUUGUUCAAAACUGGGUUUCAUGAGUUGCUGUUCAUCUAAACUCUACAGCUAUGGACUCAAGAACAGUGUUGGUCUUAUUAUGGAUGUUGCUGUCGUCCUCCACUGGAAUCAAACUAGAUGGAAAUGGUUAUGUUGAUGUUACCAUUGCAAUCAGUUCAAGAGUACCACAGGAUAACACGCUCAUUGAUAAAAUCAAGGACAUGGUCACUGAAGGGUCAAUUUAUCUUCAUCAAGCAUUGGAUAAAAAGGUCUAUUUCAAAGAAGCUACGAUACUCGUUCCACCCCACUGGAAUAGUACGGAUUUUACCAAAGCAAGAGCAGAGUCUUAUGAAAAGGCAAACAUAAGAAUUGAUAAUGCUAAUCCAGCAUAUGGUGAUGAACCCUACACUCUUCAAUAUGAUGAAUGUGGAGCUGAGGCUCAGUUCAUUCAUUUCACCCCAAACUUCCUCCGAGACGACACUCUCAUUAAGACUUAUGGGUCAAGAGCAAAGGUCUUGGUUCAUGAAUGGGCUCAUCUGAGAUGGGGCGUGUAUGAUGAACACAGUGAAACAAAUCCAUUCUACUACUCUAAUGGCCGUAUUGAAGCUACAAGGUGUAGCAAAAACAUUGAAGGUCAGUUUUAUGAUGAAUCACAUCAACCGUGCCACACUGAUCCACAAACUUUACUACCGACUAAAGGGUGCAAGUUUUUUCCUAACAAAUAUCAAAACACAGACAGCUCUAUAAUGUUCUUACCAAGCCUGGAUUCUGUGAGCACUUUUUCAUUUUGUCGUGAAAACGAGCACAAUUAUGAAGCCCCAAACUUGCAAAACAAAAAAUGUGGCAAAGCAACACGGACUGUGAUAUUUGAGGAUUCUGUUGAUAAAGACGCACUUCAUUCUCUGAAACCACUGCUGUCCUCUCCACCAGCGCCAACUUUCAAAGUUGUGCAGCGAAUGCAUCGGGUUGUUUGUCUCGUCCUUGAUGUCUCAGGAAGCAUGACAGGCUCCAGAAUCCUCCGACAGCAGCAGGCUGCCACACAUUUCCUGCAGACCAUCAUUGAGGAUCAAGCCAGUGUUGGAAUUGUAACCUUUAGUGAUAAUGCUAAUACUCUGAGCCCCUUGACUACUAUUGACAGUGAAUCCACACGAGAGAAACUCAUCAAAUUGUUGCCAAAAGUAGCAGGUGGAGGGACAUACAUUUGUAAAGGCCUCAAUCUAGGCUUACAGGUACUCAAAAAUGACAAUGGGAAUGUGAUAGGGGAUGAAAUCACUUUUCUGACAGAUGGUGAAGCAUCAGACAAUAUUAAUAGUUGUGUUCCAAAUGCAACUGAAAGUGGCGCCAUUAUACACACAAUAGCUUUGGGUAAUAAAGCAGAUAAAGCACUGAGGGAAAUGGCUGACAAAACUGGGGGGAAAUUUAUCACAGCCAGUGACGACAUUCUCUCUAAUCAGCUACUGAAUGGAUUUUCUUCACUCACAAUACCAACAGGAGAUCAAACAAAAGACCCAGUUCAGAUAGACAGUGAGGGAAUAAAAACAUCAGACUGGUUCAAUGGGACAAUAUCAGUGGAUCAGACCAUUGGUAGCAAAACCAGCUUUACAAUAACCUAUGAAAUAAGUUUACCUGACAUUUCCAUACAGUCACCAAAUGGCUCGACCUACUAUCAAAUGCAUAUGCGUCAUGAUGAACCAGCAAAAACAGUCAAUUUAAAAGUUCCAGGAACUGCACAGCCUGGGGACUGGAAGUACAGUAUCCAAACUACAAUAAGUCAGUCUCUGACUAUAACAGCAACAAGUCAAGCGGCGAGUGCUGAUGUUCCCCCUAUCAUAGUCAAAACCCGCAUGAACCAGCAGUUCAGUGACGGCACUAAACCCUUGAUAGUGUUUGCUGAGGUCAGUCAGAAUUACAGGCCUGUAAUAAAUGCUGAAGUGUGGGCUACGCUGGAGUCCGAUUCUGGGCCUGCACAAACAUUACAACUCCUGGACAAUGGAGCAGGAGCUGAUGCUUUUCAAAAUGAUGGAAUGUAUUCCAGAUAUUUCACAAAGUUUAAAAAUGGGAGAAGCAGCUUGAAAGUAAGAGUGAAGAAUCAAGAUGGACAAGCCAGAUUUACUCUCGAAAAAAAGAGUUGUUUCCCACCGGGAUACGUGGUAAACGGUGUGGUGGAGCUGAACACUACAAAGCCUCCAGUUUCUGAGGAGGUUGGAAACUUUACCAGGACAGCCACCGGCGAGAGUUUUGAAGUGGUUUUUACAGGCACAACCCCACCAAAUUUCCCUCCUAACAAAAUCACAGAUCUGAGUGCUGAGAUCCAGGAGGACUCUGUGCUUCUCAACUGGACGGCUCCUGGUGAGGACCUUGACCAAGGGACAGCUAAAUCCUAUGAGAUCAGGUGGAGCUAUGACCUUCAAAUGCUUCGUGAAAACUUCAGCAAUGCUCAUGUAGUCAACACAUCUGCCGUCUUACCACUGGAGGCUGGAUCAGCUGAACAGCAUUCAUUCAAUCUCAGUUUCACAAUCCAAAAUGGCACCACACUUUUCUUUGCAGUUCAGUCUGAGGACAAACAAAAUGCGAAAUCUGAAACCUCUAACAUCGCUCAAGCUUCAAAGAUCCUCCCUGAUCCAACCCCCUCUGCAAUAUCAAACCAAGGCUUGAAUUUGACAGUUCUUGUAAUUUCAUUGUGUGUAGGUCAUAUGGUCAUAUGCUUUGCUUUUGCUGUAAUCAUAUGGUUAGUGAGACGCAGAAAACGCCCUGGUCAAUCCGAUGCAAACAAAUAAAUAAAUCCUUUUGUCUAAUUUGAACAUAACUAUGUACAUCCAACAACUUUAGAACAUUUCUUAAAACAACCCUUUCUAUCAAACAAAAUUUUUUUAUUUUCUCAAUUUUUUAUUUUCUGUAUUGCCAUCUCAUGUAGAAUUCUCAUUUAUAAUAGAUUCUCAAUUGAUUUAUCUUCCUCUGAAAUGUAAGAACCUUUAAAUACAAAAGAAAAAAAUAUAUUUUUGUAUAGUAAGGCAUGUAUUAAACUUUCAUUGUGAUGAUUUAAAGCACA